UUUCCUGAAGAAGUCUUAUGCGCGUGCGCGGUUUUCAGAGCGGCAGCGGUUUCGGCAUGGCUGCGGUGGGCUGAGAGGCCGGGGAGCCGAACAGUGCCGGGAGAGCCGUAACGGGGCAGGGCCUGGUGGGACAGAGGCCGAAGCAGGCUGCUCCCACUCGGGGCAUCCGCACCAAUCCGUGUUCAGGUAUGUCUAAUGCAAGAGAGAAAGAAACGUGCCAAGAAAUGGAAAUCAGCUGCCAGUGUCACCUUGUCUCUGCAUUGUGGACCAUGUCAAGUGCGGACUCAGCACCAUAAUGGGGGAAGUAGAUUCUUUUCAAACCUCCAAUACUCAGCAGAUCUCCAUCCUGAUGUCUCUGCUGCUGAAACUUCUGCGAACUAUCAACAUCAGUCUCCUGGACCUUCAUACAGGAAAGAACAAUAUUUUUCUAAGGGGCAAAAUAGAGCUGAGAGAGGUAGAGGAAGAGGAGUACGCCAAAAUGUUUCUCAAGAAAUGCCUAAAUACGUAACAGCAUCUACCUUUGCUCAAGCCCGUGCUGCUGAAAUCAAUGCUAUGUUGAAGGCAGUUACACAGAAGUCUUCCAAUUCAUUAGUUUUUCAGACUCUGCCUAGGCACAUGCGAAGACGGGCCAUGAGUCACAAUAUUAAACGCCUACCUAGACGGCUCCGUGAGAUUGCCAGAAAAGAGGCAGAGAAAGCUGUGCAUCAGAAAAAAGAGCAUUCAAAGAACAAGUGCCGAAAAGCUCGAAGGCGUCAUAUAAACCUGGUGGUGGAGUUUAAUCGCAGGCAAAAGAAGAAUAUUUGGUUGGAAACACACAUUUGGCAUGCAAAGAGAUUUCAUAUGGUGAAGAAAUGGGGAUAUUGCUUAGGAGACAGACCCACAACGAAGAGCUAUAGGGCUUGCUACCGAGCCAUGACAAAACACUGCCUUCUUCAGCAAAUUCAAUAUUACUUGUUGCUGGAGCUGAAUGGAAAGGGCAAGAGCUUCUGGAAGGUGCUUGCUCGUAUGUGCAUAUGUUUUUCUCCAGGACCAACUUUUGCUGCUGUGGCUUGUCUGUCUGGAAGGCUCCAGGGCUCUCUGGUCCUUUACCGUGCAGAUCGCUACCCUGAGGAUUUGCUUGGUCCUAUUACUUUCAUUUGGAAACCUAAGCAUGUGUCUGGUAUUACUUCUGAAACUAGACAGCUGUGGAUCUGGACACAUCCAUCCCUUAAGCAGGACAUACUGACUGAGCUAAAAACAGUUUUUCAGUGUUCAGAGCCUGUAGAAACCUGUUCCCCUGAACCAAUUGUCACAUUGCUUCAAGAAGAAAAACCAACAGAUGUAGCUAUGAUUGUUGGCAAGAAAAGGAAGAGGGAAGACAAUGAAGGAGAAAAAGCUGUGACAGUGAAAAAAAUCAUUGGUGAUGGAACCAGAGUUCCACUUCAGUCAUACUGCUGGACAUCACAGACUACUGGCGUUGUGAUCAGUGAUUUGACCAUGGAGAUUCUUCGAUAUCGGUUGAUUGGCCCACUCUCACACUGUGUCCUUACAGAAGCACUGAAAACUGCUUCUAUCCAAACUGAGAUGGCAGAUGCAGAAACAGAACUUAACAACUGGUGGGUAGAAAACUGCAAGAAUUCUGAGAGGGUGUCUCUUCAUCAAUGUCAAGGAGCCAUCUUUGAGUUGUUGCAAGGCAUAAGCUCUCCAUCAGAAAUUGCGGCAGGUACAAUACUGGGCCUGACUGUUGGGGAUCCUAGAGUGAAUUUGCCAAAAAAGAGGUCAAAAGCCAUGCCAAAUCCAGAAAAAUAUCAAGAUAAUGAGAAAGUUAGGCAGCUGCUUCUGGAAGGCGUGCCUGUGGAAUGUGCUCACAGCUUUAUCUGGGACCAGACUAUCUGUAAGAACGUUACUGAAAAUAAAAUCCCAGAGCAGGAUCUAAACCAUAUGAGAGGUGAACUAUUGGUACCUGGCUCACAGCUUGACUUGGGGCCUUGUGAAUCCAAGAUUCCUAUACUCUUGGUUCAGCAGCCAGGGAAAGUGGCUGGUGAAGAUCGACCAGGAUGGGGAAGUGGCUGGGAUAUCUAUGUCCCAAAGGGCUGGGGCAUGGCUUUCUGGAUUCCUUUUGUAUAUCGAGGCGCACGAGUAGGCGGCUUGCAAGAGGGUUUGAAACAUUCUGAAUAUAAAAGAACACCUCACGUUCCAAAUGACUUCCCAGACUGUCCUGCUGGAAUCCAGUUUGCCAAAGAACUAGAAAACAUUCUUCUUGAAAAAUUCAAGAGACGCCCACCUGCAAAAAGGCCAAACUAUGUCAAACUUGGCACCCUGGCACCUUUCCUCUGUCCGUGGGGGCAACUAACCAGGGACUGGGAAGUAAGAAACAAAGCUCAGGAAGAAUCUGUGAUUACUUCAUCCGCAGACAGUAAGAGCUGUGCAACUGAAAGGCAGGUUCCUUGUGAGCCCAAACCUGGACAGAUUAUAGAAGAUUCUCAGGGUGACAUGGUGGAAGAAAUGACACAAAUUCAAAAUUUAUGCAAAGAAGAUGGAGCUGCAACAAGUAGUGACUUCUUUGUUCUCAGGAACAGAAAACUAUUAAAGCAGUUAUCAGCCAGGUGCCGGCCUAGCUGUGGGAAAGGUCAGAGGGUAUGCUCUGCUUCAAAACUUGGACAGAAGGAAAUGACUGAAGAUGCCCUCUUACCGAUCUUGAAGUGCCACCCCAGGGUGCUGGUGUGGGUCAGCUUGUCCCUGCUAAGAAAGGGCAGCCCUGAAUUACAUGCCAUGAUAUGCAUUCCAACACAGGAGGAUCUUCUACAGCUUAGCAAAGACCAGCUCUUCUGUGGUCCUCAAGAACCCAAACACAGUGACAUAUUCAAACACAAGAUACUGAAACUAAAAGAGAGAAAAAAGAGAGGGAACAAUGGGAAGGCUCUAGAAAGUGGUGCUUCUGAUGCGCUGGAGGCAAAGACAGUUGAGGAGCCUAAAGAACUAAUACUUGGCUUGUGGCCUGACUCUCUACCAGAUCUUACUUCACAUUGCUCUAGAAUUCUUUUAGGGUUUGUCACUCAAGGGGAUUUUUCAUUAGCUGCUGGCUGUGGAGAAGCCCUGGGAUUUGUUAAUUUGACAGGAUUACUACAUAUGUUAUCCAGUCAACCAGCCGAUAAAAAAGGGCUUGUUUUGUUAAGAACUCCAGCAUCUCUGCAGUACAGAUUUGCUAGACUUAGUAUUGAGGUAUAAGCAUCAUAUUUGUAAUGAAAUAAUGUACAAAUAUUACCAAAAGUUAUUCCUUUGAAUCUCAAGAAAUGCUUGUGUACCCCAUGUUUGCAAUGGGUAGUUUAUUUUCCAUCAAACUAAUCUGUUAAUGAACUAAGCUGUUGAUCAUUUAUAAUGUUUGUAUAGCUCAAAUGUUUUCUUUUCUUCUGAAUGUCUGUCUAUAUCAGUUUCUGUUUUAAGACAUACGUUGACUUUUGCAUCCAGAAACACUUUCUUUAUGCUGAUAUUGUUUUUCUAAUGGCCAUACUAUUUUUUUGUUGUUGUUCCAAUGCAGUUGAAGCCAACGAUAUCAAAGAUCUUUUUCACUUUUACAGUGUUUCACUUCAAAAGACUUCUGGUCAUAUGGCUGCUGGACUCCGAUUACAGUUCAUGCUUCUGGUAAAUGCAUGCCAUCUGGGUCCUGUGUAUGUAGCAAUCAGCUUUUCAGGGCCCAUUCAGUCUUGCAGCUGAACAGGUCUGGCUCCUACAGAGUCAAGUUCUGUAACCACCUCUAGCAUAGACAGUGCAGAUGACUUAUUUUUAUUGAAACAAUUCAAUGCUUAAAUGGAACAUAAAUAAUAACUUUCCACAUUUAAAGGCUGUGAAACACUGACUGCAACAUGUGCUGGAACCUGUAUCAUCCAAAAUGCAAACUUUUUUCUUUCUGGGUCAGUGUGAACUUAUUAAAAAGGCAUUUUCUUUUGAGAAUAAACAUUUUUUCAUUA
Chelonoidis abingdonii (Abingdon island giant tortoise) is the source of this 3947-nucleotide messenger RNA. The record is from RefSeq and is a predicted model, not a curated record. Lineage: Eukaryota; Metazoa; Chordata; Testudines; Testudinidae.